UGCAUCUAUUUUGCUUGACAAAUGCAUCCUAACCAAAAAAUGGUUUCAUGUUUGUGUAACAUUGUCAGUGGAAGUGUGUUUUAGAACACAGCAAUGGCUGUGUGUGUGUGUGCGUGUGUGUGUGUGUGUGUUUGUGUGUGUGUGCGCGCACGCGUGAUCUGCUACUUUCUUUCAUGCCUGUUUGGCUCCGGGGGAGUGGCUAGGUUUGACGUCACCCUCUUACGGAGUGUCACACCACCACAAGCACAAAGUGGCUUCCUCUUUCAACGCAUUCAUACAAAAAGAUAGCAGCAGGAGGAGCAUGCUUUAACCUGAAAUUGAAGAAUUAAGUGGACUGCACAUUUAGUUUAGGUUUUUCCUCUUUGUAGUGAUGGCAUAAAACCUGAUUUUUAUUUAUUUUUUUUUUAGUCAGGCUUUUUUUUUUAAUUUAAAAAAGGAAAUGCCAACUGUCAGUAGGUAUAUGAGUUUCCGUUCAUCAAAAAGAUUUAAAUUUUCCAGCAGCUACCCAGUAGAGAGCGGUGGUGGUGGAGUGCCAGCCAAGUUGAAGAGAAGCAGGAGCACCUUGAGCAAAGAUGGUGUCAUGAAGGUGGAGGCCAGGAAAACGUUGAGCUUGGAGGCUGCACAGCUGGAGAUCCUGGAGCAGCAUAAGACCCUCACCAGACCGUUAUCAAGGUCGCAGACGUUUGACGUUGACUGCAGAAGCUUUGAAAGGACUGAAGGCAGCGGCACACAAAGUAGUUUCAUAAAGCACAAUGCAACAUUCCACAAGUUGUUUCCAGGCAUUCCAGAAAGUGAAGACUUGAUACAUGCAUACAUCUGUGCCCUGCAGAAGGAAGUGCCCUACCAUGGUCGACUGUACAUCACUGACAGCCAUGCCUGUUUCCACUCCUCGGUUCUGCUCAAAGACACUAAGGUGGUCAUCCCUGUUUCCUGCAUCCACAUUGUCAAGAAGCAGAACACUGCUUUACUAGUACCAAAUGCCUUGUCAGUCCGAACCACGGAGGGAGAAAAGUUCCUGUUUGUCUCGCUGCGGAACCGAGAAGCGUGUUAUCAGCUGCUGCGCUCUGUGUGUCCUCAACUUGAGGAUCGCAGCACAAACAGCAGCCCGGUCGUCUCCUCUGGAGAGCACAGCUUCAACAAGAGCAAACUUGUGAACUCUAGCCAGUCCAGUCUGGAUGGCAGCUUUGACCAGUUAGAUGGCUCCGACUCGCCGUCAUUACAGGACAAACCCCUGGACAGCACGCACAAAGAGGCAGUGCCUAAUGGAAAAGGAUCCACUUUCAGCAGCCUGAACGAGCAGCAGAAUGAUUGCUCGUCUUCAGAGGAGGAUCUGUCCUUAUCAGUUUCAGCUGGCUCGUGGGUUUGGAAUGUGACAGAGAAGGCCAAGUCCGUGCUGGUUCAGAGAGAAGCCAGCACCCUCAACACCCUUCUCUUCAUCUACUUGAUACUGGUUAGUCUGCUGCUACUGUCCUCGGGCUACAUCGGGUGGCGUAUUGUGGCCCUGGAGGAACAGCUGACAUCACUUGGUGCACUGCCUGAGUUCACCCUGCAGAGCGGGUACCGCCAAGACACAUAACACUCAGCGACGAAAGGAGAGAGCGGCUGACUCGUGAUUCGGAGGAUCACCGCCAGCGGACGACAUUUCACGUGCUCAGAGCGUGCAGCCGAGGCGCUGUCACGUUGAGAGAGAGAGAGAGAGAGAGAGA
Dunckerocampus dactyliophorus (ringed pipefish) is the source of this 1706-nucleotide messenger RNA. Its product is annotated as GRAM domain-containing protein 2B. The transcript is spliced from 13 exons. The record is from RefSeq and is a predicted model, not a curated record. Bases 440 to 1576 code for a protein of 378 amino acids. Lineage: Eukaryota; Metazoa; Chordata; Actinopteri; Syngnathiformes; Syngnathidae.